Molecule: messenger RNA, 1584 nt
Organism: Drosophila suzukii
Lineage: Eukaryota; Metazoa; Arthropoda; Insecta; Diptera; Drosophilidae
Product: meiosis-specific nuclear structural protein 1
Biological process (GO): cilium organization
Cellular component (GO): motile cilium
Source: RefSeq, a predicted model, not a curated record
UAAAUAUUUAGUUCUGAAAAGCCAGUCAAAACAAUUGUGAUGUUUAUAUUAUUUUAUUUCUUGGUUCCUUUCGAUUUCUUGUAUUUCUGUUUGGACCGUCAUAACUACCAUGGCAACCGCCAGGAAUCGUGGUAACCAGAAGGACUCCGGAAUUUUCAACAUCGGCGAACCGCAGUUCAAGGUGCCGCAGACCGUGCGCGUGGAGCACGACUUCUACAGCUCCCGGCUGUUCCAGAUGAUGCAGCACGACCUGGAGAAGGUGAACCGCAGUCUGGAGCUCUCCAAGGAGAAUCCCAUGACCCGGGAUUUCAUUGAAAAAGCGAUGACGCAGGAAAUGAAGGCCAUCAAGCACGCGGAGUUUGUGGAGAAGAAACGUCGCCAGCAAUUACGGCGGGAUUGCGAGGAGCUGCGGGAUUUGGCAGAGCAACUGCGUCUGGCUGCCAUCUCAAAGGAGCUGGCCGAGAAUCUGGAGGAGAACCGGCAGCGCCAAAUGUCCGUGAAAAUGGAGGCCCGGGAAAUGGCGGAGGAGCGCUGUCUAAUGGAGGCAAAGGAACGCGAGAAAGAGGCCGUUAAGGAGGAACAGCGCCGUCUGAGAGAGUCCUUGGCAGAACAAAUGGAGGAGCACCGCCGGCGUCGUCAGCAGGAGCGCCAGGUGAUGAACGACCGGGAGCUCAGUCUCCUGAGGCAGAAGCAAAUACAGGAGGAAGAUCGCGCCCAGCAGCUGGAGGCGGAGCGAAAGAAGCUGCAGAAGCGGCAAGACAUGCUGCAGUCCAUCAGAAACCAGGAGCACAGGGAAUGGCAGCGGGCCCAAAACAGCUACGAGUUGGGCGAUCUCGUCAAGAAGCAGACUGAAAUUGAUCGCAGAAAACGCGAACUGGAGGAGGAACGCCAGGAGAUGCAGCGCAAAAGCAGGAGAUCAGCAUACGCUGGCCAGCAAGUCCUGGAAAUGGAGAACAAGAAACGCCAACGCGACAACCUAUUGUUGGAUCUACUGGAGGGAUACACGGCCAAGAGUGACGAGCGCUUCCGCCAGCAGAUGCAGCAGGAGCAGAUGUCGCGCCGGCGCACCAGAGAGGAGCUGGACCGCUAUCGCCAGGAGGUGGAGCUGCGCAAGAUGGCCCAGAUGCAGCUAAAACGAGCGGAGAGCACGCGGCAGCAGGAGGCACCGGAUAUGAGCAACCAGGAUACGGAGAAGCAGCUGGAGGACUACCGUAAACGCAACCACGGAGCCACCUUGCUGGCCAUGAUCGAGGACAACCAGCGGAAGCGGGCGGAGGCCACCGCUGAAAGUGUGCAAUACUUCGACGCAAAGGCCAAAGCUGAUGCUGAGCAGCAGGAGCGUAUUAAGCAGGAGCGUCUGGCCAUGCUGGGCCAGGUUCCCGCCUCCGUGCUCCGGUAUCUGCCCAAACAUGUUCUCACCUCUACGGAUCGCGAGCAUUUCUGUCAAGAGCAGCAGGCAAUGGGCGGUGGCGAUUCCUAGACUUAUUUAGAAAAUGGUAAUUCAAGAUGGUCAUGUUUAUUAUUAAUGCGGACUGCCUUGGCUUCCCAAAAUAUACAAUUUCAAAAGGCGCGCCAUUCUGCGUA